This is a messenger RNA of Pyrus x bretschneideri (Chinese white pear), 999 nucleotides long. RefSeq lists its product as uncharacterized. The coding region runs from base 129 to 785 and encodes 218 amino acids. The transcript is spliced from 2 exons. Lineage: Eukaryota; Viridiplantae; Streptophyta; Magnoliopsida; Rosales; Rosaceae. The record is from RefSeq and is a predicted model, not a curated record.
CUCGGCGCUUGGUUUCUUUGCUACUCGGCAUUAUAUAUUGUGGGCCAUGAGUAAGUGAAUUGUAGAGCUGCAGCUGCUUGUGCAAAUUGCAAUCACAGUGAAUUUAAUCGAAACCCACUGCUGACUUCAUGGCGGAGAGCGAUCGCGAUCAUUUUGUUAAGAAAUAUGCCUUAUUUCUAGACUCCACUGCCUCGGAAGAAGGAAAGUCCAAGGUUACACCACCCCAUGCAACCAUUGAAGAAGUUGUGGUGAUGAGCUCCCAUGAAAGACUCCAUGAACUUUUAGACCGAACGCCUGCAUCAAAUACACUGGCCAGCUCCUCCAUUUCUACUCCUACUUCAGAAAUGGACAUUACUAUGAUUUUGGUAGGUUCUAAUUGCUUUCCCACCGACAUCGGACUAAUGAUUUUGGCAAUAUUGGAGCAGCUAGAGCAAUCUGAUCGGGCCUACUCCGAAGCCUAUGAUAUGGCCAAAAACUUGAGCGAACAAGUCAAAGCUACGAAACAGCUUCUUCAACCUAAGGUUCAGUUUUGUGACAGCAAGGAGAGAGAAUUUCAAGACCUUGCAAAAAGGAAAUUCUGGAUUGAAGCCAGGCAGGCUGCAAUAGUUGCGGAAAUUCACGGCGCCAUCAAAGAGACUGAACCGAUCCAGGCACAACUCGAGAAAUUGCUCCUGCAGCAAGAUCAAUUUAAAGAAAAUGAGGGUAAUCUCAAGACCAUCUUGGAUAUUGGAGAUGGCCUCUGGACAACCUUGAAAAACAUAAUUCACCCCCACCUCCCUACGUGACUUCCUUUCUUGGGUUGCAUUUGGGCUGCAGUUCUUUUUCCAUUUCCUUUUGGUGUUGUUUCGGACGUUGUGCCCCGUAGAUUGAAAAAUCAUGUUUAAGCCGUAUUUUGGUCUUUUGAACUUUAAUUGAAGUACUUUUAUAUUAUAUGACUUUUUUAGAUUGUCACUAACAAGUGCAUUUGCUUUGUGGAUCAGGAUCCUCUCCUGAUCUUUC